CUCCUCCUAUAUCCAGUAUAUUCUUUAGUAUGUUGCUUUCGCUCGUUUGUUUGUAUUUUUAAUUAAUUGUGCAUACAUGUAUACAACGUUCUAGUUUUAGUGUUUUUUUUUUUAUAAAAGAAAAAGUGUAAUUCUCGCAAGUACUAGUGGCACAAUUAAACAAAAAUGUCCGAUAAAUUCAAUGGAUUUAGUCAAGAUGAGAUAAAUCGUGUUUCUGGCCAAAAGAAUAAAAAACUUCCAAUUGACAAUGGCAUUAAACCAGCAACAUUUCGUGGACACGGUGGCAUCAGACGUAUGCCAGACAAAAGUGAAAUCAAUCGCCUACAGAAAAUGCAAGGUAAUAUGGCAGCAAAUAAAAAGAAUCUAGCAGAUAAAAUUCAGCAAAUGGACACAAUUGACUCCAUGGAGGAAAUAAAUCUGGACAGCAGUCUUUCUAAGUCGAUAGAAGAAGCUUUAUUCUACAAACCGCCAGAGAAAUCACAACAGCAGUCAAACGAAACAACGACGACGACAUCAAAAACACCAGCUACUAACACCAUGGCAAGAACACCAACAUUGACAACGUCACGUCCGAAUAUUGCUGCUGGCCAGCCAUAUACUCACAAAGAGUUAGAUUCACAACAACAACAGCAACAAACAUCUAAUACAUCUUCCAUAUUGAAAUUGAACUUGGAAGAUGAAAGCAAAAUAUCUUCAACGUGUUCCAAUAGCAUGGAUGAUGAUGAGUCCAUUUUACCCUCCGCGGCAGAUGAGAAAACCAAUGAUGCCUUUGUCCCACCUAGUUCGUUGAAUGUGCAAUCGCCUUUUAGGGGAAUAUCAUUGAAAGAUUUCGAGACUCAUCGAAAAAUGAUUGAAGAACAAAAUCGCCAGAAAAAAGAUAUGCUCUACAAAAUCAUUGAACAACAUUCCCAAAAAACCGCUGCAGAAGCUCGAAAAAUUGCAGAAAUAAAGGCAGAGCUUUCCAAAUUGGACAACGAUCUGGCAGUUGAUGUGGCCGUACUAAGGAAACAAAUCGAAGCGGCAUGCAUACAUUUCUCCAAUAUUGAAAAAAAUUAUUUAAAAAUUGAGGCACAAUUUCUGAAAGCCAAAAUGGAUUUGCAUAAUGCCUCAGAGAAAAAGGAACUGCUGACAGAACAUCUGUGUACCGUCAUAGCCCACAAUGAGGAUCGUAAGGCACAAAAACUAACGGAACUUAUGGAAAAAGUUGGCCUAUCAUCUCCCAAUAACGGCGACUAUGAACCGCCAAGUUCAACAUCAAAAUAAAAUCGAUUAUAUUAUAUAAUUUUAAUUAAGAAAAUGUUUAUGUUUUAGGCAAUAAUGUGUAAUUAUUAUUAUAUUUUGCAAUCUCUCUAUGUACAAAGAAGUAUUUAUUUAAUUAUAUUGUGUAUGCAUGUUUUUUUUAUUUAGAUGUUGUUCACAAAAUCGACAUAAAUAAUAUAUAUAGCGAUUUUACUUGCCUUUCCUAUUUGUAAUACUGUGUAAUAAAAAAAUAAAAAAACAUA
This is a messenger RNA of Musca domestica (house fly), 1502 nucleotides long. It is a transcript of the gene Gorab, whose product is annotated as RAB6-interacting golgin. The record is from RefSeq and is a predicted model, not a curated record. The transcript has 4 exons. The coding region runs from base 166 to 1263 and encodes 365 amino acids. Gene Ontology annotation, biological process: non-motile cilium assembly. Lineage: Eukaryota; Metazoa; Arthropoda; Insecta; Diptera; Muscidae.